Messenger RNA from Mus musculus (house mouse), 3936 nucleotides. RefSeq names its product junction adhesion molecule 3 (gene Jam3). Gene Ontology annotation, cellular component: microvillus; extracellular region; protein complex involved in cell adhesion. Gene Ontology annotation, biological process: animal gross anatomical part developmental process; cell adhesion; protein localization to cell surface. Gene Ontology annotation, molecular function: cell-cell adhesion mediator activity; protein heterodimerization activity; integrin binding. The record is from RefSeq and is a predicted model, not a curated record. Bases 2103 to 2954 code for a protein of 283 amino acids. The transcript is spliced from 9 exons. Lineage: Eukaryota; Metazoa; Chordata; Mammalia; Rodentia; Muridae.
AGUCCCCAUAACUUUAUUUGCAUGAAUACGUACUUGUUUGUCUGUAUGUGUACUGUAUGUAUGCACACGCCCAGAGAGGCCAGAAGAGGGUGUUAGAUCCCCCAGAGCUGGAAUUAACAGAUGGCUUGGAGUUACCUCUGUGUAGGGGCUGGGCCCAGAACUGGGUCCUCUGCAAGGGUAGCAAAUGCCCUUAAAUGCUGAGCUCUUUCCAGCCUUUAUGUCUUUCAUCUGUCGAGUAUCCCAGUCUACGCUGGUUUACUUUGUUUCUACAAUUAUUGUUAAAGUCAAAUUCUGCCAGUCAUAUCGUCUGUUGUGUCUGGUAACUUCAACUCACAGUCAUCUUUCCUGUCUGAAUAAUCAUAAUCGUAGUAAUCAUUCCAACCAGCGUGUUAGCAUGUCUCCUCCAUUAUGUCAGGUACUGUUCACCACAGCACGGGCACACAAUGAGUAAGAAGCCUAGCCUUGAAGAGCCAGUAUGCGUGUAUGACCACUCACACUGGGCUUUUGGCCGUUGGUGUGAGGACAGUUAGCAGUGAUGUUAAAGAAGAAACUGACCCAGGACAGAGAUGGCUCUAGUAAGUCUUGCCUGUCGUCUGUCUGUGUCACUUGAAAGCCAGUUAACAUUUUUAACCACUCUGCGUGGCUAGGCAUUUUUAGUAGAUCUUAUUUUAGUUCAGCGGCUGCAGGAACGACAGGGUAGUCUCAGUUUUUACUGUAGUAGUUGUCGUGGAAGGAAAUGGUAUUUUCUGUCAUCUACUCUGUGUAGCUGCAAAGUUAAGAGGAAAAAUGUGGAGAAAUGUUUAUCAGGCGCUUUAAAGGACACAGGCUGCGACUACUACAAUUUGUGAUUACAGUUAUGUAAAACACCAGGGGAAAAUGUAGAGAUCAUUGAUAGGUUGUUUCUAAACAGCAGUGCCCUGGGCUGCUCGCUCUUGGCUUUGUGCCUUCCCUUCCUCAUCCUUUUGCUUUAUUUUUGAAGUCUUUAAUGAGUUUUGUUCUUUUUUAUAUAGAUAUAUAAUUUUUUAAAAGUUGUGUUUUGUUUUGAUUUCUCAUAGUUACAGUACUGGGAUUUUAGAUUUGACAUUAGUAAAGGGAAAACCUGAUUUGUUUAAUACAAGUAGCCUCUGCCUUUAUCUAGUUUCUUCACAGCAGCACCGAAUUGGAUGAAGGAGGAAUGUCCCUGGAGUUCAGUUGUUUGCUCAUGUAUUCUUUGUGACACAUUUCAGCGAUUAAUUGCCAUUGGCUUUGGGUAGGAGAACAGCUGUGGCGUCAACAAAUGGUUAAGGGGGACUGAAGUACCUGCCCUGCCCCCAUCAUUAGGGACAAACAAAAGAGCCCGAGUGAUUGCCUGGCUUGCUGUUGCUGCACUUUGAGCACUGCCCUGUGCCAGCCGCUGAGCUCCCGGGCUGGGAUGGGGAGUAGGGGGAUGGGACUAGGGCUUGGGGGAGGGAAUGAUUCUCUAAGGUGAUGAGAGUAAGGAGGGCAGGUUGCUUUCAUGGGAAGCAGAAAGUUACCCGACCGUGUGCCCAUCGCCCGUGUGCCUGUCAUUUGUUCCUGCCCAGUGGACAUCCCUGUCUUUAGAAUGAGGUGCAACCUCGCAGCUGUCCUCAAGCUUAUGGUGGAUGGAGCCGACCCUCAGACAGCUGCUUCUCUUUCUUUGGCCACCACGGUUUAAUUAAAGCACUUCUGUGUUUGUUUUGUUCUUUCUUUUGCUAACAAAUAACAGUCUGGGCUUAUGUAGCUCAGGCUUGCCUGGAACUCAGUCUGUGCCUCUCUCUGUCUCUGUCUCUCUCUGCCUCUAUCCCCCCCUCUCUCCCCAACCCCUCUGUGUGUGUGUGUGUGUGUGUGUGUGCGCGCGCGUGUAAUUGCUUUCUCUUAUUUUUUGAGACAUGGCCUCUCACUGAACCGAGGACUGGUCAGAGUCUACUUGGCAGAGUGGACAGCAAGCCCCAGGGGGCUUCCUGUCACUACCUGUCCAUUGCUGGGAUUGCAGCUUGUGCUGUGUUGCCUGGGUUCUGAGGGAGCCUCUCAGGCCGUCAUGCUUGCAUGGCCUUACUGAGCGAUUCUUCUGCCUCAGCUGUUGGCGCACGGUUACAGGCUGCAUGAUAGAGGCAGUGAAUCUCAAAUCCAGCAACCGAAACCCAGUGGUACAUGAAUUUGAAAGUGUGGAAUUGUCUUGCAUCAUUACGGACUCACAGACAAGUGACCCUAGGAUUGAAUGGAAGAAAAUCCAAGAUGGCCAAACCACAUAUGUGUAUUUUGACAACAAGAUUCAAGGAGACCUGGCAGGUCGCACAGAUGUGUUUGGAAAAACUUCCCUGAGGAUCUGGAAUGUGACACGAUCGGAUUCAGCCAUCUAUCGCUGUGAGGUCGUUGCUCUAAAUGACCGAAAAGAAGUUGAUGAGAUUACCAUUGAGUUAAUUGUGCAAGUGAAGCCAGUGACCCCUGUCUGCAGAAUUCCAGCCGCUGUACCUGUAGGCAAGACGGCAACACUGCAGUGCCAAGAGAGCGAGGGCUAUCCCCGGCCUCACUACAGCUGGUACCGCAAUGAUGUGCCACUGCCUACAGAUUCCAGAGCCAAUCCCAGGUUCCAGAAUUCCUCUUUCCAUGUGAACUCGGAGACAGGCACUCUGGUUUUCAAUGCUGUCCACAAGGACGACUCUGGGCAGUACUACUGCAUUGCUUCCAAUGACGCAGGUGCAGCCAGGUGUGAGGGGCAGGACAUGGAAGUCUAUGAUUUGAACAUUGCUGGGAUUAUUGGGGGAGUCCUUGUUGUCCUUAUUGUUCUUGCUGUGAUUACGAUGGGCAUCUGCUGUGCGUACAGACGAGGCUGCUUCAUCAGCAGUAAACAAGAUGGAGAAAGCUAUAAGAGCCCAGGGAAGCAUGACGGUGUUAACUACAUCCGGACGAGUGAGGAGGGUGACUUCAGACACAAAUCGUCCUUUGUUAUCUGACACCUGUCGGCUGGGAGAGCACAUGCAAGUACCUCUGUUGGAAGCUGGUCACAGGGCUGCUGUGAGCCCAGAGCUCCUGACAAAGCCACCCGGGCAGAAGCUUUUUGUUUUGGCCAAAGUUGAUGACUCCUUCCUUCCUUCCUUCCUCUUUAACAAGCCACAAGAAUAAAAGGAAGCCUCCUGAAGAUGGAUGUAGACACAGACUGUUGCUAGCCUGACCUCAUUAUGGGGAUUAGGGUGAUCUUCAAGGCCUUUCUGGUCUCCGUUCUCCCAUGCAGGGCAAUUUGGACUGUUUUUGCCCCAGGCUGUUUAGCUGCCAGGACAACACUGGCAGAGAGAGGCUGAGGCGCUGGGCUGCAGUAGCAGCAGGCAACAGCCUGAUGCCUGUGACAGUGCCCCAGGAAGGUUUUCAGGCAGUGCCUUGCUCCCUGGACCCUGACCCACCGUGUUGCCUCUGUUGAUUGGCCAGUACUGUCAUUUCCAUCCUGGAGAAUGUGUUUGGAAUCAGCAUUUUAUAAAAAACCCAAAUCAGAAAGGUGAAAUUGCUUGCUGGGAAGAGGGCUCUGACCCAGGAAACUCUCCUUCCCAAGAGAUGCCAGGAGAUAGGAGAACCUGUCUGUCUUAAGUCUGAAAUGGUACUGAAGUCUCCUUUUCUAUUGGUCUUGCUUAUUUUAUAAAAAUUUAACAUUCUAAAUUUUGCUAGAGAUGUAUUUUGAUUACUGAAAAUUUCUAUAUAAACUGUAAAUAUAUUGCCAUACAGUGUUUCAAAACGUAUUUUUUUAUAAUGAGUUCAACUUAAGGUAGAAGGCUUGGGCUGCUAGUGUUUAAUUGGAAAAUACCAGUAGUAAAGUCUUUUAAGGAGUUUUCUUAAGGAGGCUGGCUGAAUAUUCCUUUGUUCAAAAGAAGUUUUAGCAUUUUUCAUAAGAAAACUUACUCUGUCUGACCACUGUUGCUUAGGAAACCAUUAAAGAAUUCCAAUCUA